Molecule: messenger RNA, 661 nt
Organism: Zingiber officinale
Lineage: Eukaryota; Viridiplantae; Streptophyta; Magnoliopsida; Zingiberales; Zingiberaceae
Product: zinc finger protein WIP6-like
Exons: 1
Coding region: 1-492 (163 amino acids)
Biological process (GO): regulation of gene expression; anatomical structure development
Cellular component (GO): nucleus
Molecular function (GO): DNA-binding transcription factor activity
Source: RefSeq, a predicted model, not a curated record
AUGCAUAUGUGGGGACACGGGGAGCAGUACCGGCGGGGAUCAGAGUCGCUGCGGGGCGAGACGCAGUCGAUGCCGUCGCCGGCGCUGCUGAAGCUGCCGUGCUACUGCUGCGUGGAGGGGUGCAAGAACCACUUCGAGCACCCACGGUCGCGUCCGCUCAAGGACUUCCGCACGCUGCAGACGCACUACAAGCGCAAGCACGGCGCGCGGCCCUUCGCGUGCCGAAUCUGCGGCAAGGCCUUCGCCGUGAGCGGCGACUGGCGCACCCACGAGAAGAACUGCGGCAAGUUCUGGUUCUGCAUCUGCGGCUCCGACUUCAAGCACAAGCGAUCCCUCGAGGACCACGUCCGCUCCUUCGGCGCCGGCCACGCCCCCCAUAUCCUCAACACCACCACCUCCAUCGUCGCCACCAUGGACGUCGACGAGGAGGAAGAUUACGACGACGAGGAAGAGGUGAAGGAUCGGAUUGACGAGGUGGAGAUGGCCAACUAAUGAAUCAAUCAGUCAGUCAGUCAGUCAAUUUCACGACUAGCUUAAUUAAUUAAUUAAUUAUAUGCGCGCAUGAUGGUUUACUUUUUCGCUUUAGGUUACUGCAUGUCCACUUCUGUCAUGGUGUCUUGUGCAUGAGAAGGUGAAUCUUUAUAAUUAAUUAUAUUCUAGC